Molecule: messenger RNA, 643 nt
Organism: Amoebophrya sp. A120
Lineage: Eukaryota; Dinophyceae; Syndiniales; Amoebophryaceae
Source: the annotation of a GenBank genome assembly
UCUCCAAGUCCUCCGGGGCGAAGGCACCAACAAAACCCCCGGCCGGGGGCGCGGCUGCAGGAUGGGACGGCCAGCGGCGAGCAGGGAAAAGCAGGAGGACAGUGGCGGGCCGCGCGCUACCUCGGAGCUUCGCUGGAGAAGAAAACCGAUAGGCGCCGGAGGUUCCGCAAGAAGGAUGACCCCCGGAACCGCGCGCGCCUCGGAGCAUUUGCCGACGCAGACCGGCGGAAUGUAUGCCGCCGCAGACUGCGAAACGGCGGGGCGCGCGGCUUGGUUGCUGUUCCUUUCGAGGGGGCCGGGCCCCUUCGGUGUUUUUUGGUCGGUGGGCCCUCUGGUCUGCAGGCCCCGGUCGGGCCCGGGCGGGGUGGUUUCACAGCCCCGCCGGGCCUCUUUCGUGGCCCCCGCCCCUCCCGGCUGGGCUUUGUGGUUGCGGGCGAAGAAGGCCCGGGCCCCUCAUUGGGGCGUAUUUUUGGAGCGAGGCGCGCGCGGCGUAUUUGCCCGUCGGCCCGGGCGCGCCCGUUGUGGGGUGUUUGCCCUACCAGCCGCGCCCCUGUUCGCGGGCCUUUGCUUGGCAACCUUCGUGCGGCCGGCCGACUACGUUUUCGCAUGUUGCCGGCUGUGUAUCAUGUGAGGCCGAGUGACG